AGUCGACUAUAGAACGUUGUGAUUUACAAGAACUGCUCUUAGCCACGUGUAACAUCGCAAUGGAUGGAUCACUGGAAACGAGCGGGGCGUCGGCCGCAGCCGCAGCCGCCCCCGCCUUCAACUUCCAGCCGCUUCAGAAGAGCGCCGUUGAUCUGUUCGCCACGGCCCCGCAGGUGAAGAAGCUGACGCGGCGAGAGAAGAGUAAGCUGAUGCGCGAUCUGGAGGCGAAGCGGGCGGCGGCGGACCCGGCGGCUGGUGAAAACAAGAAGAGCCACAAGAAGAAGGGCGGCAAGGACACGGCGGUGGGGGACGCCGUGCGAGCUGCUGCCGCUGCCGCUGCUGCCGCUGCCUCAUCCUCCUUCGCCGGCGAUGACACGAACGGAAAGAAAAAGAAUCUGUUUGAGAGUGUCUUUGACACGAAGGAGAUUGAGCAGGAGCUCGCCAUGCAGGAAGAGCGACGCAGCCGCAAGCACACGAAGAAGCAAGUGCUCCGUCACGCCCUCCACUCCAACGAGGAGGAGGACGCGCGCACGGUGUUUGUGGGCAACCUGCCCAACACGAUUCAGAAGCGGGAUGUGGAGAAGAUCUUCAAGUCCUGCGGCAGCAUUGAUUCCGUGCGCGUGCGCUGCCAAACGUUGGAGGAGCCGGACGAGAAGCACCAGAACCUCGGUCGUGCGGUGCGCGUGCUGCGCGGGGAGAUCAAGAAGGACGACAAAUACAGCGCCACGGCGUACGUUCUCUUUGACGCGGCGGAGUCGAUUGCACCGGCGCUGGACAAGAACGGAUUGGUGUUCCACAACCGCCACCUCGUCGUCACAACAAUGGAUGUGGAGAGUCGAGCGUACCCACCGGAGACGUCCAUUUUUCUCGGCAACGUCGCCUACGACACAACGGAGGAGGAUGUGUGGAACUUCUUUCAGGAACACGGCGUGCCGGACGUGAAGCGGGUGCGGCUGGUGCGGGACCGCGAGACGGGCUCGUGCAAAGGGUUCGGCUAUGUGGAAUUUAUGCAUGCCUCCUCGGUGGGUCCGGCGGUGGCCACACGCGGUAACCAGCUCAAUGGACGGGAGCUUCGCAUUGUGCACGUGAACAAGUCGAAGGACGUGAAGGCCGCUUCCACGAGCCGUCGAGAGAAGCGCCGCAGCGACAAUGGUCACGAUAAAAAUAAGGUGAACGAUCGCAAGCGUGGCCGCCGCGAUGAGGGCGAGUCGAACUUCAAGAAGCCACGCACCAACUCCGACAUGCCGUCGUGGGCCGGUGUGAUGACGAACCCGCGCCGUAAGAUGCCGAAGGACCUUCGCCCGUUGGUGGAGGGAAAGACGGAGUUCAAGACGCGUGGUCCACGGGUAGAGGUGAAGCGCAAGAUGCGCAACCCGGAGAAGUAA
Molecule: messenger RNA, 1385 nt
Organism: Leptomonas pyrrhocoris
Lineage: Eukaryota; Euglenozoa; Kinetoplastea; Trypanosomatida; Trypanosomatidae
Product: putative RNA binding protein
Exons: 1
Coding region: 60-1385 (441 amino acids)
Molecular function (GO): RNA binding
Source: RefSeq, a predicted model, not a curated record